Molecule: messenger RNA, 1578 nt
Organism: Bicyclus anynana (squinting bush brown)
Lineage: Eukaryota; Metazoa; Arthropoda; Insecta; Lepidoptera; Nymphalidae
Product: UDP-glycosyltransferase UGT5-like
Exons: 4
Coding region: 1-1554 (517 amino acids)
Molecular function (GO): UDP-glycosyltransferase activity
Source: RefSeq, a predicted model, not a curated record
AUGUCGUCUGCGAUAGUUGUUGUUUGUUUUGUAUUUAUAACUAUUGUACUGUUGUGUGAUUGUGCAAAAAUAUUAGCUGUUUUUCCAACGCCAUCUAUAAGUCAUCAGAUAGUUUUUCGCCCGCUUGUGCUUGAACUAGUUAAACGCGGUCAUGAAGUUGUAGUUAUAACUACUGAUCCAGCGUUCCCAAAAGGCCAAACGCCUCAGAAUCUAACAGAAAUUGAUGUACAUGACGUAUCUUACAAUCUUUGGAAUUCAUUCAUAACUACUGAGAAAGGCAAAGCCAACGAUGCAUACUCACAAAUAAACUUUAUUUUUAAAUUAUUAUCAGCGGUUUUUGAAGAGCAACUGAAAUCUGAACAUGUUAAAACAUUAAUCAAUGAUAAAAAGAAUAGAUUUGACCUUGUGUUUUUUGAAUCAUGCGUCAGGCCAGCUUUGGCAUUUUCACAUUUAUAUAAAGUACCAGUAAUAGAAAUCAGUUCUCUCGGAGCGAUAUUCGGUAUUUUUAAUACGAUGGGUGUUCCAACGCAACCACUUUUAUUUCCCACAGUAACUCGCCAAAGAAUUCAUAACUUAUCAUUUCGAGAGAAAAUAUCGGAGCUGUACCAUCAAUUUUCAUCUGAAAGAACUUAUGAACUGUUAGAAGACGAGGAAAAUGAAAUGUUAAAAAGACAUUUUGGUCCUAAUAUUCCUUUGCUGAGUGAAUUAAGAAAUAAUGUUGAUAUGAUAUUUUUAAAUACACAUCCAAUAUGGGACUCCAAUCGACCUGUUUCACAAAAUAUUUUGUAUUUAGGAGGAAUGCAUCAGAAACCUAAAAAGGAAUUACCGAAGGAUCUCAAAACAUACCUUGACUCAUCUAAAAAUGGAGUGAUUUACAUGAGUUUUGGUACUAACGUAAGACCGUCACUUCUUCCACCAGAAAAAAUUAAAGUAUUUACAACUGUAUUUUCUCAACUGCCCUACGAUAUUUUGUGGAAAUGGGACAAGGAUGAAAUUCCAGGACGACCCCAAAAUGUUAGAAUUUCCAAAUGGCUUCCACAGUCUGAUUUACUAAGACAUCCCAAAAUCAAGUUAUUUAUAACCCAAGGGGGUCUGCAAUCAACAGAUGAAGCCUUAACAGCGGGAGUGCCUCUCAUCGGUGUACCGAUGUUGGGAGAUCAAUGGUUUAAUGUAGAGAAAUAUGUUAUUCACAACAUUGGAAUGAAACUUGGAAUUGAAACGCUUACAGAUGAAAUAUUGAAAAACGCUAUAGAAAAUGUUAUUGGAAAUACGAGCUACAGGGAAAACGUCGUAAAACUGCGGAACAUUAUGCACGAUCAGCAACAACCAUCGUUGGACAGAGCUGUGUGGUGGACGGAGUAUCUGCUGCGACACGGAAGCGGCAAGCACUUGCGCUCCGCCGCAGCUAAUGUGCCCUGGACGGAAUAUUACGCGUUGGACCUAAUUCUACCAAUUACACUCAUUGCUAUAGCUGCUUUUAUAGCGGCGAUUACUGCUAUACAUUAUACUGUAUUGAAAUUGAAAUCCCUGCGAGUAAAAGUUAAAGUAAAUUAAUAAGGGUGAUUUCAGACUGUUCCG